UUGGACUUGUAUAAAAAAGAUCAGGGUUGGACAGAGAAAAAGCCCGGCCCAUUAUAAUUUCCCCUCCCAAGCCACGAAAAAAGAAAACUGGCAAACGCAGAAGAAUAAAAACGAGAGAGACGGCCAGAAGCAGACGGCGGCAACAAAGAAAAAGAAAGCGGCCAGACGGAGUCUCCUUCUCGGAACGAAGCGGAGAGUGAGAGUGAACUGCGAGAUACCAGAGAGAAGUAGAGGCGGUGAAUGUGGACUCCUAAUUCAGCGUCUUAAUAAAACGCAGCAAAGCAGCAAAGUAAGCGAAGGAAGGAGGAAAUCUAAGGAUUUUUCAUUAGAGAAGCAUGGAUGAUAGCUUGUAUGAUGAAUUUGGAAAUUACAUCGGACCAGAAAUUGAGUCGGAUAGGGAUAGUGACAGGGAUGAGGAGGAGGAGGAGCUCCCUGACAGGGAUGACAUUGAUAGGGAUGCAUCUGAUGGUGAACAUGCACAUGGAGUAUCAAACGGGUGGCUAAUCAACCCAGAUGAUGUUGAUAUGGAUAAUCAAGUUGUCCUUGCCGAGGACAAGAAGUAUUACCCGACUGCUGAAGAGGUUUAUGGCGAGGAAGUGGAGACAUUGGUGAUGGAUGAAGAUGAACUUCCCCUAGAGCAACCCAUAAUCAAACCCGUUAAGAACCUGAAGUUUGAAUUGGGUGUCAAAGAUUCAUCAACUUACAUUUCAACCCAAUUUCUACUUGGUCUCAUGUCUAAUCCCGCACUAGUUAGAAAUGUUGCUUUGGUUGGACACCUGCAUCAUGGGAAGACAUUGUUUAUGGAUAUGCUGGUGGAGCAAACUCAUCACAUUUCUACAUUUGACAAAAACAGUGAGAAGCACCUGAGGUAUACGGAUACAAGAAUAGAUGAACAAGAAAGGAAGAUCUCAAUCAAGAGUGUACCAAUGUCAUUUGUUCUUGAAGAUAGCAACUCCAAGUCAUACCUCUGUAACAUCAUGGAUACCCCUGGUCAUGUCAACUUUUCUGAUGAAAUGACUGCUGCACUUAGACUUGCUGAUGGGGCAGUGCUGAUUGUUGAUGCCGUUGAAGGUGUUAUGGUUAACACUGAGAGAGCUAUAAAGCAUGCAAUCCUAGAUCGGCUUCCCAUAGUUGUUGUGAUUAAUAAGGUUGAUAGGCUGAUCACAGAACUCAAACUACCCCCCAAGGAUGCCUACUUUAAGCUUAGGCAUACCAUCGAACAGAUCAAUACCCAUAUCACAGCAGUAUCUUCCACAGCAGGAAAUGCCCAAGCCAUUGAUCCUGCUCUUGGAAAUGUUUGCUUUGCAAGUGCCACUGCGGGAUGGUCUUUCACACUUCAGUCUUUUGCGAAACUUUAUCUAAAGCUACACGGAAUUCCAUUUGAUGCCGACAAAUUCGCAUCCAAACUCUGGGGAGAUUAUUACUUUGAUAGUAAUAGCAGAAGUUUCAAGAAGAAACAGCCUGCUAAUGGUGUGGAAAGAUCAUUUGUGCAGUUUGUUCUCGAACCCCUUUACAAGAUCUACAGUCAAGUAAUUGGAGAGCACAAAAAGAGUGUCGAAGCAACUCUAGCAGAGCUUGGUGUGACCCUUCCAAAUGCAGCUUACAAGCUAAAUGUUAGACCCUUAUUGAGACUCUCCUGCAGUGCUGUUUUUGGUAGUUCCACGGGCUUCACUGAUAUGCUGGUACACCACAUUCCAUCUGCUAAAGCAGCAGCAGCUAGUAAGGCUGAACACAUAUAUACUGGUCCAAGAGAUUCUGUUAUUUAUCAAGCAAUGAGGGAUUGUGAUCCUGCUGGUCCGUUAAUGGUUAAUGUGACCAAACUGUAUCCUAAGGCAGACUGCAGUGUUUUUGACGCUUUUGGCAGGGUCUACUGUGGAGAAAUCAUGACAGGACAAACUCUGCGUGUUCUGGGAGAAGGGUAUUCACCAGAUGAUGAGGAGGAUAUGACUGUAAAAGAAGUAACUAAAUUGUGGGUAUAUCAGGCGCGGUAUAGAAUACCUAUAAGUAAGGCUCCUCCAGGUUCGUGGGUUCUGAUUGAGGGUGUUGAUGCUUCAAUAAUGAAGACAGCUACCCUUUGCAAUGCUGACUACAAUGAGGAUGUCUACAUAUUUAGGCCUCUUCAGUUCAAUACUCUUCCAGUUGUAAAAACUGCAACUGAGCCUUUGAACCCAAGUGAGUUACCUAAAAUGGUUGAGGGCCUUAGAAAAAUUAGCAAGAGCUAUCCUCUUGCAAUCACGAAAGUUGAGGAGUCUGGGGAGCACACAAUUUUGGGUACUGGAGAGCUGUACCUGGAUUCCAUAAUGAAGGACCUUAGAGAGCUCUACUCCGAAGUGGAAGUGAAGGUUGCUGAUCCAGUUGUCUCCUUUUGUGAAACAGUGGUGGAGUCUUCUUCAAUGAAAUGUUUUGCUGAAACUCCAAAUAAGAAAAACAAAAUCACCAUGGUUGCGGAGCCCCUAGAGAAAGGGCUUGCUGAGGAUAUUGAAAAUGGUGUUGUGAGUUUAGAUUGGCCUCGAAAAAAACUUGAUAACUUUUUUCAGACCAAGUAUGACUGGGAUUUGCUUGCUGCACGAUCUAUUUGGGCAUUUGGACCUGAUAAGAUGGGACCGAACAUUUUACUGGAUGAUACACUGUCAACAGAAGUGGACAAGAAUUUGUUAAAUGCUGUCAAGGAUUCUAUCGUGCAAGGAUUUCAGUGGGGAGCUCGAGAAGGACCACUAUGUGAUGAGCCAAUCAGAGGGGUCAAAUUCAAAAUAGAUGAUGCCAAAAUUGCACCAGAACCAUUGCAUCGGGGAACAGGGCAGAUCAUCCCUACAGCAAGGCGUGUGGCUUACUCAUCCUUCCUUAUGGCCACUCCACGGCUCAUGGAACCUGUGUAUCUAGUGGAGAUACAGACGCCUAUCGAUUGUGUUUCUGCUAUAUUCCAAGUGUUGUCACGCAGGCGUGGACAUGUUACCGCAGAUGUUCCUCAACCGGGCACUCCAGCCUACAUUGUCAAGGCAUUUUUACCUGUUAUUGAGUCAUUUGGCUUUGAGACGGACCUGAGGUAUCACACGCAAGGGCAGGCAUUCUGUGUUUCUGCUUUUGAUCAUUGGAGCAUUGUUCCGGGGGAUCCUCUUGAUAAGAGCAUUGUUCUACGCCCACUUGAGCCUGCCCCCGUUCAACACCUUGCUCGUGAAUUCAUGGUAAAGACGAGGCGUAGGAAGGGAAUGAGCGAGGAUGUGUCUAUCAACAAGUUCUUCGAUGAAGCCAUGAUGGUGGAGCUUGCACAACAGGAUGCAGAGCUUCAUCAGCAAAUGUUUUAGCGAUAUUCCCAGAAAUGCUACUUGAAAUGUAUUCAUAUGAUCAUGAUAUUCUGAAAAUCGACGGAAGCCAAUUUGGAUCAAACUAACUGCAGAUUUGUUGGGAUGAAAUCUGAAUUCUGAAAUUGUUUGCGCAGUAAGUCUUUUUUUUCUGCCUAAGCUUGUACUGUGGUGUGUGUAGUUACUGUGGAUUGUUACCAUUAGAAUUUGGUAAAUUUUUAAAGAUUCAUUGAAAUCCACUCUAAUGUUUGUUAGAAGCCUGGGUGAUGCUUUAAGUUUUGAUUAAUACCCAGUAAAUCCACGAACUUAAC
Molecule: messenger RNA, 3610 nt
Organism: Cuscuta campestris
Lineage: Eukaryota; Viridiplantae; Streptophyta; Magnoliopsida; Solanales; Convolvulaceae
Source: the annotation of a GenBank genome assembly